Molecule: messenger RNA, 812 nt
Organism: Perognathus longimembris pacificus (Pacific pocket mouse)
Lineage: Eukaryota; Metazoa; Chordata; Mammalia; Rodentia; Heteromyidae
Gene: Rec114
Product: REC114 meiotic recombination protein
Source: RefSeq, a predicted model, not a curated record
AUGGCGGCGGGAGCGGGAAAAGUGGCGGCGGGGCUCGGACUUCCGGGAGAGGUGACCCAGUGGCCUCUGCAGCGGUACGGCCGCUUCAUGCUCUCAGGGCCCGGAGAGUCGCCCGGGCCUGGGCCAGAGGCUGCCAUGGCGUCUUCUCCUACUUGGAAAGUUUUUGAUUCCAGUGAAGCUUCUGGAUGCCUGGUUCUCACCAUAGUCAUAUCUGGUCACAUCUUUAUUUCCCAAGGGGAGACCCUACUGGAAGGGUUCUCACUCAUCGGCAGCAAGAACUGGCUCAAGAUUGUGAGGCGCAUGGACUGUCUGUUGUUUGGAACAACAAUAAAGGACAAGAGCCGCAUGUUCCGGGUGCAGUUCGCGGGAGACACCAAGGAGGCGGCGCUCGAGCGGUGCGGCAGCUGCGUGCGGAGCCUGGCCCCGUACGUCACGGUGGAGGCGCCCGGCGGCCCCGAGCCGCGGCCCGGCGGAGCCGGCGGGGAGGAGGAGCCGGGCGUGAGUAGGCUCGCGGGCCGACGGGCGGGCCGGGCCCCGGGGUCUCCUUCCGCAGGGCCCCCCGCCCCCCUCACCCGCGGCCCCCGCUCUCGUUGCAGCCCCGCGGGGACCGGCGGCGCGGCGGCGCGGACGUCGGUGGCGCGGCUCGCCCAGAGUCUCCUGGCGUCGGAGGAGCUGGGCCGCGAGGCGUCGGCGUGGCGCGGCGAGGAGCUGGGCCCCUUCCUACGCCUGUGCCUCCUGGACCGCAACUUCCCUGCCUUCGUGGAAGAAGUGGAAAAGGAGCUUCGGAAGCUGGCGGGGCCGGGAGACUAAGG